Molecule: messenger RNA, 1042 nt
Organism: Wasmannia auropunctata (little fire ant)
Lineage: Eukaryota; Metazoa; Arthropoda; Insecta; Hymenoptera; Formicidae
Product: GTP-binding protein Di-Ras2
Exons: 4
Coding region: 439-1029 (196 amino acids)
Biological process (GO): signal transduction
Cellular component (GO): plasma membrane
Molecular function (GO): GDP binding; GTP binding; GTPase activity
Source: RefSeq, a predicted model, not a curated record
ACGCACUCACGCACGCGUACGCAGCCAGCGGGAGUGUGACGCGACGCGACGUGACGUGACGCGACCCGACGCGACGCUCCGCGCGCGGGUAAAAGAACGGAGCGGAGCGAUCCAGCGCGCGAGCGACUCGCCGAGGAAGUCGUCGUCGAUCGCCACACGAGAGCGCGCGGCCGAGUGCGUGGCCCGCCUGCGGAAACCGAGGAAGAGGGAUAUAAGCCUGCGAGGAGCUCCUCCGUCGCUCGACCGCUCUACGGUCGGGCGGUGUGAUCGAGGAGGGUGAUCGUCUCGCAUACACGCACGCAUACGCACCCCCCUCUCUCUCGUCUUGUGUCGUCUCGUCUCGUCUCGUCUCAUCCCCCCCCGUCUCAUCGUCCUCUGCACACUCUACGCGGACCCCGAGCGCCGGGGGUUUACGUCGCCGGGACGGCAGAUGUCAGGAUGCCGGAGCAGAGCAACGACUAUCGCGUGGUCGUGUUCGGGGCGGGCGGCGUCGGCAAGAGUUCCCUCGUGCUGCGCUUCGUGAAGGGGUCCUUCCGCGAGUCUUACAUACCGACCAUCGAGGACACUUACAGACAGGUGAUAAGUUGCGACAAAAACAUAUGCACACUUCAAAUUACGGACACAACGGGGUCCCAUCAGUUUCCCGCUAUGCAGCGGCUCUCCAUAAGCAAAGGUCACGCCUUCAUCUUGGUGUACUCGGUGUGCUCACGGCAAAGCCUCGAGGAGCUACGACCGAUCUGGGCCGUGAUAAGGGAGCUCAAGGGUCAAGAUAUCUCGCAGAUACCCAUUAUGUUGGUUGGGAACAAGUGCGACGAGAGCCCGUCGGUGCGCGAGGUGUCGAUGAGCGAGGGCGCGGCCGAGGCGGCUAACUGGGGCUGCGGCUUCCUGGAGACCUCCGCCAAGACGAAUCACAACGUGGACGCCCUGUUCCGGGACCUGCUCACCCUCGAGAAGAAUCGCUCGGUCUCGUUACAGCCGGUGCAGAGCAACAACGCGAUAAGACUCAAGGAGAAGUGUGCCGUUAUGUAAAAAAAAAAAAAAA